ACGUUGUUAAAAAGUUCAAACUAGGAGUAGAUGGGAUUGAAAUAGCUACACAAAUCAAACAUUUUAGUCAUGAGAAUGACUUAAAACUCAUUAACAAGUUUGGGAUCAACGAAAAGUGAGAUGCCUGUAUGCGGUACAUCUUUACUCCAUAUUAUGCUUGUGCUCAGUGUAGAUUCUUUCUUCAUCACAAACCUUGUGCUGAAUUAAGACGAAGAAUGAGACAUCCACUCCAUGAACACUCUCUUAUGCUCCUCCCUAGGUCAACUUAUGCUAGUGGUUCCUUUGGAUGUGAUGCUUGUGACCGUUCUUGUAAUGGCUUCACUUAUAAUUGUAAAGAAUGCAAAUUUGACCUUGAUGUACAAUGCAGUUUACUCCCAUAUAAUAAAUUCACACAUGAUAGUCACGAACACGGACUUAUUCUUUCUAGGUCACAAGAAGUUGACAGAAAGUGUAAUAAUUGUGAUUCAGAUAAAGGAAUCAAGUUUUGUUGUGCUGAUAAUUGUGGAUUUGCAUUGGACUUCAAGUGUUUAACAUUGCCGCAUACAGUAUGGUAUGAACAACAUGAACAUCCAUUCACUCUUUGUUAUGCUCCAGAAGAUGAUUCUAAUGAAUAUUAUUGUGAUAUUUGUGAAGAAGAACAAGACCCAAGAUGUUGGUUCUACUAUUGUGCAGAUUGCAUUUAUCCUGCUCAUCCAGAAUGUAUUCUUGAAGAAUUCCCAAAUAAGAAGUUUGGGAAAACUUGAACAUUUGAUAACCAUCAACAUCCUCUUACUUUUGUUCAGUUCAAGACUUCCGAUGAUGGCCGUGAUUUGUGCAAGGUUUGUGUUCGUCGUAUAUAUGAAAGUUUAGUUUAUGAAUGUGCCGAGUGUAAUUUUAUUGUUCACGAACGGUGCUUAUAAUAAAAAAUAUGAACAAGUAAGGGAUAGUUAGUUUUUUCUUUACUUAGGCUUUUAUUUAAACUGAUCAAUAGCCCCGCAAGUUACCUAUUUCUACGGUCUACCAUAUUGUAAUAAUAGGAACAAGAAGUACUGUUUUAAUUAAGACUACUCGUGUAUACACUUUCUUGUUUAACAUAGAGAUUGGUUUUGAUAGUUA
Juglans microcarpa x Juglans regia is the source of this 1095-nucleotide messenger RNA. RefSeq lists its product as uncharacterized. The record is from RefSeq and is a predicted model, not a curated record. Lineage: Eukaryota; Viridiplantae; Streptophyta; Magnoliopsida; Fagales; Juglandaceae. The transcript has a single exon. Bases 129 to 743 code for a protein of 204 amino acids.